Molecule: messenger RNA, 4905 nt
Organism: Danaus plexippus (monarch butterfly)
Lineage: Eukaryota; Metazoa; Arthropoda; Insecta; Lepidoptera; Nymphalidae
Gene: GATAd
Exons: 9
Coding region: 170-2185 (671 amino acids)
Biological process (GO): negative regulation of transcription by RNA polymerase II; cell fate commitment; positive regulation of transcription by RNA polymerase II
Cellular component (GO): nucleus
Molecular function (GO): RNA polymerase II cis-regulatory region sequence-specific DNA binding; DNA-binding transcription factor activity, RNA polymerase II-specific; zinc ion binding
Source: RefSeq, a predicted model, not a curated record
UGUAGCUUGCUCGCUCGUUUGGUUGACAAUCGCGAUGUGAUGUAUCCUACAUCAUCGCAUGCUGAGUUAUAUUUUCAACAUAUCUUUUUAAUUUUUGUAUUAGUUAAAACAUUUAUUUCUAAAUGUUUUCUUUCGUCGUGGUCUCGUUUCUAUGUUUUGAUUUAUAAAUAUGUGUAAUUUGCCGCCGAAGUUCCAUUCAGUGUGUCGCCUUUGUUUAUCAUUCUGUGGCGAUAAUUGCAGUGAUGUUAAACUCCCAAUAUUCGAUCGUGAUAAGGAUAAAUCCCGGCUUUCCGAGAUGAUAAUGACAUAUUUGUCCAUAAUGGUAUCAUCAGAGGACAUGCUGCCGCAGGUGGUAUGUGGGAGCUGUGCACACAAACUUGAUGAGUUCCACACAUUCAGAGAACUGACACACAAGUCUGAGAGACUUUUGGAACAAUUUGUACAAUAUGCUAAUUCACUGUCAGGUCCAAAAGAGGAUAUCCUGAAUGUAACCGCCGACAAGUUGGAAGAAAUUAUUAAGUCCUUAAACGAGAAUGAUUACGACGAUCCCAUAAAGAGCAAGUACGAUGAGAUCGGCUCCCCGGACUCUACCGAGGAGAUGAAGAACCUGGAGAGUCGGCAGGCGGCUGUGACACUGCUGCAAAUAAAAAACUACGAUCCUACUAAAUACGCCGUCAAGACUGAGGAAAGUCCUCACAUAAUGUUCAAUAGCGUUCCGAGUUUACCGCCCGCCGACAGAGCGAGAGAGGUUAUGCAUUGUAAUGCCGUCAUAGAUAUAAUAAGCAAGGCUGUCGCGGUGGCACAGCGCGAGAACGUUGAAUCUCAGAACUACCAGCCGAAUUACACGGGCGUCAUAGACAGGACGUCCUCUACGGCCGCUGAGCUAGCGUACACGCAGGACUACCCUGAGGAGCAGUACGCUGGGUACAAUGCCGCUCAUGACGUCACCAGCCCCGGCAGCGAUGACGACAACAAGGAAAUGGACCUAUCUCUAUACGGAACCAUCAAGAACGAAGCGGUGGAACAGAACGAGCAGUGCGAGCGUGAUACGAGCGGCUUCUUACAGAGGAACCACGCCAGUAACAAAUCCAGCUUCGUCGAGGAAUACAAGCAGCACGUGUUCGGGCAAGCUAAGAAGCAUAAUGACAGCUCGCCCGUGUACGAGGAGUGCAGUCAGAGCAGCAGCGGCUCAGACCCUGAUAGACUACAGAUGGAUAUCUCUGAAGUAUCGCAGGACGACCCCGAAGAGACGCAAUCGGUGCCAUCAGCUCAGUCUUCCCCCAAGCCGCCUCACGACAACGAUACGGACAAGGAGUCCCUGUGGCAGGCGCUCCACAAACAGAACGGUCGUGGCGGCGAGGCGACUCACCUGCUGCGGAGGCUCAUCAACAGCAAACACCUGGGCAUGACGGUGUCCCCGCUCCGGGCCGCGCCCUCACCACUACCACAGACACACCCGCACACACACAACGGCACCGUGUCACCGAACGGUGAGUGGUCGAGUCCCACUCGCGGCGGGUCGGGGGCGGGCGCCGGCACAGCACGCAGGAAGCAGAGCUGCCCGGCUCGAGCACAACCAGCCCUGGACACCACCGGCUGGACCAGCGACCAGCAGGAGAGUCCAGAGAGCGCGUCUAAUACAACGUCAGGCGUGGUGUCGGGUGGGGCAAGGGGUCCUCGUGUGGAACUGUCCUGCAGUAACUGCGGCACUCACACCACCACCAUCUGGCGGCGGGACGCCCGCGGGGAGAUGGUUUGCAACGCGUGCGGUCUGUACUACAAGCUGCACGGUGUACCGCGGCCCAGCGCCAUGAGGAGGGACACGAUACACACACGGCGCAGGCGGCCCAGACACGACGGGAAACAUACUAGGAACAAGUCUCGUCGGAGCGGAGGCGGCGGUGAGGGAGGGGGGACAGUGGUCAGUACUGAGGGGGAGGUGUCACGCGGUGGAGGCUCGGGAGGGGGAGGGGGAGCCGCCGCAGGGGGGCCGUCUGACGGGGCCGAGGAGGCCGUGCUCGCAGCGCUCAGGAGACAGCUACAACCUCACUUGCUGGCGGCACUACACGCACACACACCCAGGGAACACACGCACACACGUACACAGGGCCGCAGCGUGUCGGAGUACGAUGAGGCGCCCCUGAACCUGGUGGCGAGUCACGUGGCCGCCGAGGAGACGCGCUGAUUCGAGCGCCCUAUGAGAUUGUACCUACAUACAUUAGUGAUUAAGGCCAGUCGGAAACAGAUCGUAUCGGCAUUAUAUAACUAGUUAGUCUUAGUUUAACGAUAUAUUGAAAUAUUUUUCUACAGCGACCUAUCUUUGAAUUCGAAGCAAUAAUGAUAUUAUAUAAAUAAGCACUGUUAUCUCGAGGUUAGUGUGUUUGAGGCUGAUCUCGGUAAAGAUCUGAUCGGUUAUGUAUUAUAUUUACGUACUAUAGUACUUAGGGCGGAUUGUGACGUCACUCGUAGUGCCUAUAGAAUAGGUCUAAUGGUACCAAUACAAAGAGAUUCGAAAUAUUUUUCCCUACAUGUGAUAUAUGCGAUGAAUUAUGAAUGUUGUGAAGAGUGGUUUUUUUUAUUAUUUUUUUUCGUCUACAUUGUUUUGACAGUUGACAGAUUGACAGUUGAUUGACAGCGGCUCAAAUUUAAUGUCAGACGAAUUUGAGUUAAAACUUGCCUUAAAUGCUCUCUCGGUAUUGAUGAAAUUAUAUUUACGGUUACCUAUUGAAGGAAGCAAGUAUUCAUAUAGGAUUAGGUUAGUGUUAAGAUAUUGUAAAUUUUUUUCUUUAUUAUUUACUUAGUUUUAAAGAAGCGUUAGUUUUUUUUUUAAUUCGAUAGCUAUUUAUUUCCCGUUUCGGUCAGUAUUUAAAUGUAAGUAUUUUUUUUUGUCAUCCGCCUGUACGAGAUGCGGAUUUAUGUAAUAUUUUUGGUGAAUUGUAGCUGUAUGUAGAUCGAAAUCUUCCGAUGACACGUGAUCUAACAAGUAGCAUUUGCACACAUUCAUGAUGCCGAUACACUAGUUAUAUAUAUAUCGGUAUUAAUUAUAUAGUUUAGUUGUAAUCGUUGGGAUUAUAACCAAUAUUGAAUUCCAUUAAGAAAGUAAUUUUUUUUUUUUCGGUAAUACAAACGCGAACAACCAAAUCGUCGUGGCAUUAUGUUGUAUACCGGAGUCACCUCAUUGUGGUCAGUGUUUUUUUUUUAUGUAAAUAUAUGUGUCGAAGGCGUAAAGCAUUUACAGCAUGUCUAUCUGAAAGCUGUUUUGUUCUCAAACUUCUAUUAUAAAAUCAUUCGAUCACCGUCCUUACUUAAUCUCUACUUAAUUUAGUAUUAAUUUAUUUAUUACGAAUCCCCACGGGCCAGUAAAGCAGUCUAUGAGACAUUGUGAUAUCUUUAGCUAGACCAAGUUCAUUUCUAAACGUGAACGCGACCAUAGCGGUCCGUUCGAAAACGUAAUUCUGUUGCAGCUGAUACAUAUUAUUAUAAAGUACCGUGUGAUUAUAUUAUAUUUUUUAAAAGAAAGCUUUAAAAAAUUGAGAUUAUUUAUCCUUAAUUAUUGGGAUCAGUGUACAGUGGACGUCAAUGUUAUAUAUAACUGUAUUGAUCGCUCUCUUCGAACUAAUGAGAAACUCAGUUCUUGACAAUAAACAAUUUAUGACUCGUAGCUCUUUGAAUAUAUUUUAUAAGGUAUCUUCGCUCUCUACGCAUCCAGCUCUCUAGCGUUUUAUUUUUUACACCAAUGUAUGUGAACAUUGUGAAUGUUCGUAUAUGACUCGGAUGUUAUCAGUGAUUACGUCAAGUGUUUAGUGAUGUGCUGUUUAUAUCGACGUAUCAGCAACACUAUCGCUUGCGGUAGUGAUACAGUAUUAUUAUUAUUUUUUUCAUUAUUAUUAUUAUUCUGUACAUUUGUUAGUGGUAACUAUUAUUUUUUUUUUUAGUUUUACAUAGUUGAUAUUCAACUCCGGUUUAGUAAUUGGUAUCUCCCGUGAACCUCAUAGAUGAUAUGAUAUUUAUAUGUAAUAAUGCGAUUCGAAAAUUGAAUAUGUAUUUGUAUGAAGUCGUUCAGGCAGCUGCUGACAUUUCAUUUAUUUAUUACAGUAAGUUUAGUUAUACGGAUAAUGGUAUUAUAUUAAAAUGAACAAUUUGUAUCGUGUUUACUAACAAGCCGGUUGUGUUGUGUGCUCAUCUAACAAGCAUGUGUUUGAGACUUUGAUUUCGUUUUUAUAGUCUGUGACAGACGGACCGAUUCUGUUCUAUGAUUUAUGCUGAACCGUCUUCUGUAACGAUACUGCUAUAAGACUGAAGGUCGCCACGGUAAUGUCUUCUAAAUCGCUGUAACAUCCAUCUGUCUCUGGAGGUGUUUUUGAUGUGUAUAAUUUUUUGUCAUGUGAUACGUUAUAUGUAUGUUUCCGAGAAGCAAUAAUAUUGUGAUAACUUGAUGUGAGCAGUUGUAUGUAACUAAAGCUGAUUUUGCUAAAAUUAUUUAAUGUGAAUGAAUGUCAAUUAAAAUACUCGUUCUAGUAUAAACUAACAAGUGACGGCUGUUUACAUUCAUGACCCUCGAACAUCGGACGGCUAUGUUGUGAGUUUCCUUCUAUUAAAAAUUUCCAUUUAUAUGAGAGUUGGCGUUAUGUAACUCUCAAUGUAUUCAGUGCUAAUACUAAUGUACCCUCACAUAAGAUAUGGACCAUUAAAUUUGUUGUUUAUUAUAUGUGACGUACCUUAAUUUUGUAAGCUUUCAGCAUAAAUUAUCCAAGAGUGAUGCGAGACACGUCUAUUGUAUGUUGUAUAGAUGAUAAAUAAUGUGACUUACGCAGGGAUGGAUACUUAAAUUAUUAAAUUUUAACUGAUAUAUUGGCUAUGUAGUGAGUAGAAUAUUUUUUUACAAAUAAAAUAUAGCAGCUAUAA